Molecule: messenger RNA, 2784 nt
Organism: Plasmodium gallinaceum
Lineage: Eukaryota; Apicomplexa; Aconoidasida; Haemosporida; Plasmodiidae
Exons: 1
Coding region: 1-2784 (927 amino acids)
Source: RefSeq, a predicted model, not a curated record
AUGGAAAAAGCUAAGAAUAUUAUGAAGUACUUAAAUACUUCAUCAGAAAAAUAUAAAUUUGAACUAUUAGUUGAUUAUAUUAAUUUAAAAUAUCAUGAAAAUAUAUAUGUAACAUUUGAAUUAGUAAGAGGAACAAGGAAAAUAUUAUCAGAUGAAAAAGUACUAUUGAAGAACGAAAAAGCAUACUUUAAAAAGUUAAUAGAAAUAAAACUUACUUUAUUUCAUAAAAAAUAUAAUAAAUCGUAUAAAAAUAAAUUUUUUUUACUCAUUUUUUAUAUAAUUACUAAUGAUGAAAAAUAUAUCAUUGGAAAAUGCAAAAUAGAUUUUAGUGAAUAUAUCAAUAUAAAUGAAUUUUAUAAUAUAAAAUUUCCUAUAAAAUAUAAUUUAUUAAAUAAAGGAUUUGCUUAUGUAAAAAUAAAUUGUUGUAAUUUAAAAGAUAAAAAAAAAACAAAUGCAAAUAGCUCUGUACCAAAUUCUCUAGUUUUCCCAUUAAAUUCAAAUGCUACUAAUGACAUUCUAAGAAGGGAUAAAAAUAUUCUCGAUGAACAUUCUAACGAAAAUAAUUAUAAUCAUAUAAGUGAUAACAAUAAUAAUGAUACAUGUAUUCUUCAACCAAAUGAAAAUUAUAUUCCUUAUAAUGAAAAUAAUAAUAUGAAUCCAUUAAAUGAAAUUAAUAUUUAUAACGAUAAUAUAGAAAAAAAAUACAAGAGAAAUAUCGUUAAUUUAAAUAAAAUUAAAUCUAGUCAUACAACUCUAAAUAGCUGCAAUAUAAAUAAAAAUAAUAUAACUAAUGAUCAAACUCAAGAAAAUAGUAUGGUUUCAAAUACAAAUGAACAUUGUUGUCCACAUAAUUAUAGUGACACCUCUAUUAUUUAUUUAAAAAAGUGUAUAAAUGAUUCGUUCAAAAAACUUAAAGAAAUAAAUAAUUUGAACUCCAAAACAAUUUCUGAUAUUAACAAACAGGAAAUUAAAGAAGAUGUAAUUAAUAAAAACUGCUCUGACAAAAAUCUUAAUCCUAGAAUUAUAAAUGAACAAUAUGAUAAAAAUUUUAAAAAUUAUAAAGAAAAUCAAAAGGAAUACAAUGAUAAAGAAAAAAAAAAAGAAGAAAAAAUACAAUUGAGUGAUUCUAAUUAUAAUACAGAAAUACAUAAUAAUGAUUAUUACAAGAUUAACAAAAAGGAAGAUGAAUCCAAUUCCAAUUUAAAAGUACAAGUUUUAAUUGGUAAUAUGGAUAAAGUAAUAAAAAAUUCUCAUAUUAUUCGGAAUAUUAAUUCGUUAUAUUUAGAAGAAGAAAUAAAAAGUAACAAAGAAAUGAUUUACAAUGAAUUUAAUAAAGAAAUUGUUGACGAAGUAGAUAAGGAAAAUUUUGAUAAUAUAAAAAAUCCAAGUGAAGAUAUGAGAGAUUUUCAAUUUUACGAAGAACUAAACGAAAUAAGUGAUGAUAAAAAAUUAGAUAAUGAAAAUAUAAAUGAAAAUAACGAGUUAAAUAAAACUUAUACAGAAUUAGAGAAAUGUUAUGAAUUACUUUUAGAUAAAAGAAACAAAGAAAUUAAAAUAUUAUCAAAUAAAAUUUUCCUUUUAAAAAAGAAUAGUCAAAUAAAAGAAGAAAAGAUGAAAAAAAUGACUAUAAAAAUUAUAAAAAAUUAUGUAGAGUUUUCUAAGAGAAAAUGUAAAGAAUUCAUAUUUGUCAUUAAUAAUUUAAAACAAUUACUAUCUAUAUUAAAUGAUGAAGAAUGCUUCAGUGAUGUGGAUGGUAAAAAAAACAUAGCAAUUAAUCUUAAUGAUUCUGAAAUCUUUAAAAAAAAAAAUAUAAAAAUAAAUGAUAAUAUUAUAUUUAAUCAAAAAUGUGAAUAUUUGUAUGACAUUGAAUGUAUAAAUAACAAAAAUAUAAUUAUAAGGAAUUUUCAAAAAAUAGAUUAUUACUGCAAUAUAAUAUUAAAAGAAGACACAGAUAUUUAUGCCUUAUAUAAUCAUUUUGAAGUUAUCGAUGAAUAUAUAAAUUCAUUAUUUACUUUAAAAAAAGAAGAAAUGGUUAAUGUUAUGGAAAUUUUAAUUAAUAUAAUUAACGAAUUAAUUGAAAAACAGAAUAUACCAGUAAGCUUAAAAAAAAAAAAAUAUAACUCUUUAAUAAAUAUAAAAGGAGAAAAUAUAAAAAAUUUAAAUAAUAAAUGGGAUGAAAAGUUUAUAAAUAUGGAGGAAAUAGUAAAAGAAAAAAUCUCUAAAUUAGAAAAAGAAAAAAAUAUAUUAACUCAAGAGAAUCGAGAAAUUAAUAAUAAUUUUAAUGCUUUAGAAAAGAUACCACUUUACCCAAACAUAAUUAGUUUGUAUGAAAAAAAUAUAUCUACCACUUCAACAAUUAAAAAAUUAACUGAAGACGUACAUAAUUUGCAACAAAUCAUUGAAGAAUUAAAAAAUUCUUUAAUAAAUGAUAAAAAAUAUGUAAACAUAAAUAUUGAAAGUAAUGAUUUAAUACAAAAGAUAAUAAAUCAAUAUAACAAUGAAAAUAAUGAAAGUGAAAUUGAUGAAUAUUCCUAUAUAUCCUCAAAAAGUAUUUAUAAUAAAAAUAUGGUAUAUAAUGUGAAGAAAAAAAAAACAACUAAUAAAAAAAACUUUUCAAACUAUAAUAUAGAAAAAAAUGAAGAAGAAAAAUAUCAUAAAAAAGUAAAAGAACUAGAAAACGAAUUAAUGAACACUAAAUUGUUAUUAGCACAAAGCGAAACAAAAAGAGAAGAAGAAAUCAAUGAAUUUAAAAAAAAAUACAUACAUAAAAAAAUUUUAAAUUAA